Messenger RNA from Ectocarpus sp. CCAP 1310/34, 3535 nucleotides. The record is from the annotation of a GenBank genome assembly. NCBI's taxonomy places the organism in Eukaryota, Phaeophyceae, Ectocarpales, Ectocarpaceae.
AUGGAGGAGGCGAUUGUUCGACUCAUUGCUCGCCGAGCUCUUUCCGCCCUGGACUAUGAAGGGGAGCGGUGGCGGCAGCAGCUGAAACAGCAGCAACAGCAGCAGCAGCAGCAGCAGGGGGAAGAACAUCAGGGGCAGGAUGGGCGCGGGGAGACUCAGGGCACGCAUUGGGCUGGGAAGGGAGCGGAGGCCAACCUGGGUGGCGAGGCAGACUCUGUGCUCUCGUGGGGGGUGGGGGGCAAGGGUGCAGCGGACGGAGGCUCCGCCGUGCCUGCAUCGCUUCGGCCUCUCUCCUGGCGCCUGGACUUUGCAACUCGCCUGGCCGUCAGCAACGCCAACCUUCGAGUGGUGUACGAGGCUCAGCUGGUCGGACUGAUGAGGUCAAUCGGCUUGCAGGAAGACCAGCACCUUGUCGGCUUGUCCGGGGCGGCGGGGGGGGGCGGGUGCGCCAGCGGCGUAGGAGAAGGGAAGAUGAGAAAACGCCUGUGUCUCUCCUCUCCCUACUCCACCCGCGGCAGCGGUAGCGGAAGGAAGCGCCGCCGCACGAAAUCCUUAUCCCGAGCGGACGUCGUCGCUUCUGCCCAAAGCCCCAAGAAGAAGAAGGCCAAUGAGCCUCCCGGAAAGAGAGACGGGCAUGCGCGCUGCCACUCCUCCUACCUCUUCUUCCGCCCGGGCGCGGACGACCCCGCGCUCGCCGCCUCGUGCUCGUCGCCAUUGUCCGGCGCCGCGAAGAACGUCAAUCGGAGGGACAAGCGAAUGCCGGACAUGGUCGAAGCCGCGAUCGGAGAGGCGUUCGAGGCUUCUCUCGGAAGGACCUUCGGCGGCGGCGCCGGCGGCGCCGGGUCGUCGUCUUCGCAUCCUCCGGGGCCUCGGCGGUUCGCGGGAGCCCACAGAGCCCGGUUGGUGGACGGCCUCCUGUGUUCCGCGCUCAGCACGGACUUGUUUCUUUCCGGACUCGAUGGGUCCAGGGUCGGCGCUGUCCGGGAGCGUUUCGGGGAAGAGGUAGAAGGCCCUUACGCUCGUGACGACGGCUUUGUCAGCAGCUCCGGUUUUGUCAACAGCUUCGGCGCCCUUGACAGCAGCAGCGGCAGCAGCAGCGAGGAUGAAGAGGAGACGGGGGGAAUGGAUGAGGGAAGGGAGGAUUUAGGGGGAAGGUUGGGUGAGGAGGGGUCAUCGCUUUCGGAGGACCUUGCUGCUGCGAAGUCUUCCGCCGCCGCCGCCGCCGCCGCCGCUUCUAUCGCCGACUCCACCGUACCGGAAGGAACCAGUACCGAAGAGCUCACCGCUGCGGGGAGGCAGGGUGUUCUCCGGCUGUACGGAUCGGCGCUGAUAAAGCUACGGGUGUCCGUUUUCCUCUUUUGCUCGGCAUCGAUGGCGGCGGCUGGACCGACGGGAGAAGGAGAUGGGGACGGGGAGAAGAGUAUAGAUGGCAACGAUAAGCAGGGUCCCUCCGAGCUUACGCUUCGGCGGCAGGGAGUCAUGUCUCGGGAGAACUUGGACGCGGUCGCGGCGCAUCUGUUGUCCCUCCGAACAGAAACUGGCGGCGGAGACGGCGACGUGCAGAGAGAGGUCGACUCACCUGUAGCAGUAGCAGCAGCAGCAACAUGUACAGCAACAGCAACAACAACAUCAGGAGCAGGAGCAGGAGAAGCGGUAGAUUCGGGAAGAAGGGCCAGGGACUGGAUGAAAAUCGAGGUCGGUCGAGCGGCGCUUUGCGCCGGCGGAAGCAACGCCGCCGCCACCGCCACCGGUGCGGGGAGGAACGUGCCCUUCAGCACCCGGGUAGCCGCGCUCCUCCUCUCCAGGUCCGGCGAACGAGGCGGUCCACCCCGUGCCGCCGCCUUCGCCGCCGGCACACCGCCGAGUGGCGAGGAGAGCACGGCGCAAAAAGGGUCAGGCGGAGGGGGGCGGCGACGGUCGAGCGGCGAGGAGGGGCCUCGGGUGAUAAGGACAACGCCGAGUGUGGCGGAGAUCGAGUUCGGGCGCGACCCUUGGCCCGAGGAGGACCUUCCGAGGGCGAGCGAGCAGGUUGCUCGGAUUUUUCUCGGCCAAGGCGCCGGAGACAGGGCCGGCGCCGCCAGCAGCAAUAGGGGUGGCAACAGCGGCGGCAGCGGCAGUGGCGGAGUCGUCACCGGUGGCGGCAUCGUCGCAUCCGGCGAUGGCGGGACGAAUCGUCCCCGUCCGUCUCCCUCUCGUUCGUCUCCCUCUCCUGCUUCCGCUUCUCGCCCGCUUGGAAAGAAACGCAAGCGCCCGGGCGGCAGCGGCGGCGAUGGCCAGCCCCCGCCGCGCUACGCCCGACUGCUGGGCCAGCUCCCGCGGGACAGCCGCCACCUCCUUGCUCGGCUAGGCCACCACGGGUACGUGAAAGUCCUCGAACACAUCCUGCAGGGAUUCCUGCGUUCCUCCAACGGUUCUGCCUCUGCUGAGGCUCCCGCCGCCGCCGCUCCCGCCGCUGCGGGUGACCCCGCUUCCUCCUCGGCUCUCGAGACCAAAAUUGGCACCACCGAUACUGCCGGUGCCGGUGGUAGCGAGACCGCGGCUCGCCCCGCGCCUGAUAACGCCGCCGCCGCCGACGAGAGCGCGCCACCGGACGCAGAUUCAAUCCUUACGGAGAUUGCGGGGUCCUCCGCUCCCGGGGACGACCUACAUGACUCUUCGUCGCCGCCGCCGCCGCAGCUUCCAGACCUAGACCCAGAUCACGACCCAGGCCGGAGUGAUCCCUGGCGGGCGCUGCAAGCGGGGGCCCCGCACCCGUGCCUCUCUGGCCUGGUCGAACCGCCCGAGCUGGCGACCGCGGUGGGCACGCGGUUGGUGCUGCCGAUGCCGAACCCCUUCUACCGGCGAGUCUUGCACGCCCUCUGCCGCGUUCACGGGCUCCGUUCUCGCGGCGGAGAGACGUUGGCGGCGAAACGAAGACUGCCACCGCCGCCGCCGCCUGGACCGAAGGGAGAGAGGGGUGGGGGGGCAGCAGCGGCAGCAGCGGCAGCAGGCCGGGCACUCGCAACGACGGAAGGAGAAGCGGGGCAAGGCGUCGGGAACUUGGGGGGCAUCGCGGUUCGACAUCGCACGGUGGAGGUCACGAGGGGAGACGACAGUGGCGAGGGGCAGGAGAAGAAGCGGCCCGCGGACAGGCGAGGGCUUGCAGACGCGUUGAUUCCUGUUGAGGUGUUGCUGGGUGGAGAGGCAAGCGCCUGACGUCAUCGGAAGGCCGCUUUCCCUAGCUUGUAGCGCAUUGACUUGGCCCUACCCGACCAACCGAUGAGAAAGCUGUCAGACAUUUUAGACGGGAAAUAUCAGCCGCCUUGCCUGUGUGCAUGUUUGCGCGCUUCCGGGUGUGGCCAAGUGUGUUAGCAUCACGCUCCUCGACCAUGUCCUUUUUGCCCGGUGCUUAUCCUUCGCGAUCCUUCGCGACAAAUGAUACCGGGUGAGCGGAUGAGAGAAAGCCGCGCCAGUACGUUUCUCACAUGCGUGCCCUCUGAGAGUGGUGUUGACCUGCUGCGCUUCUUGGUUGUCUCGCUAUGUUGGUCGCAGCGAA